CGACAACAUGGGCAACCGCAAGAGCAACCGCGCGUCUCCCGGCAUGCGCAGACAGCGCUCUGUCACACCUGUGCGGGCGCACAAGAAAUCCGAGCACCGCGACAGCCAGAAGCGGCACAUGAAGAAACAGCAGCAGAUGCAGAUCCGGCGGCGCAAGCAGUCGGCGGAGGUGAUGAAGAAGAAGCGCGAGGGAUGGGCGCAGGUCGCGCUGGAGACGCAGAGGAUCGUGCUCGGGGAUGGCAAGUACGUCGAAGAGCGUAAUGUGUCCUCUGAUCCGCAUGAGAUGACAGUGACCGCGCAAGGUCUGGGUUCGCACACGCUCAUGCCGCUGAACUUCAAGAGACUAGGUGUCGUGCACGAUAUUUCUAUGCAGAUAGAGCUCAGCAAGCAGCAGACCGUCUCAUAUCCGCACUACUCCGAGAAGCUGGCUACUUGGGCGGCCUCUAUUCCCUCUAUCCCUGAUCCGCGACCCUCUACUGUGAUCGAGUUCACGAAAUUAUCCGCUCUUGCGGCCGCUCGGCGACUGCAUGCGACUUACCCUCACCUGCAUGAGCAGAGUACAUCUGCUUUAGAUAAGACGAAGAUUGGCGUCAUGUCUUUUGCUUCUCCCAAGAGACCCGGAGGAGGUUAUCUUCACGGAGGAGAUGAACAGGAGGAAGUGAUCGCCCGCUCUAGUUCCCUCGUAGCGGCUCUCGGUUCUCCGCAGGCAGCGACAUUCUACCAGACGCACCGACAGUACAAGAACGAAGAUGGCAGUGGACUGCACGAUCACUCCAUGGUCUAUUCCCCGGGUAUCGUGGUCUUCAGGAAAGAAGACGAGGAACUCGAAGAGGAACAGCCUGUUACCCGUGGCAGACGGAAGCGCAACGACACCCCCGCUCCGGUGGUCACCGACCCAUCUGGCGCAUUCAUCGAGCCGUUCCUGGUGAACGUCGUGUCGGCCGUGCCAGUCAACGCGGCGGCGGUGCGGCAGAAGCACGUAAUUCCGCCCGAGGACGCGCAGUUUUUCGCGGACGGGAUCCGGCACGCGAUGAAGGAGCGCAUGGCGCGCGUCCUGCGGUGUUUCGAGGACAACGGCGACCGCGCCCUCGUGCUCGGCGCGUUCGGGUGCGGGUCGAGCGAGAACGACCCGGAGGUCAUCGCGGAUAUCUGGGCGGAGCUACUGGUUACCGGGGACAGAGCCGCGGAGGGGAAGGAGAACAAGCCGGCGCGGUUUAAGGAUGUUUUCGAGAGAGUUGUGUUUGCUGUGCCGGGCAAGUGGCACGCGCCGUUCAAGCGCGCGUUCGAGAUGAGGGUGUUUGAGCAGGAGGUGACGGACGGGACAUCGUCAGGUGAUCCGUGAGUGAGGUGCGUGGAGGUGUAUACCCGUGUGGUCGGUGCUGUUGGGGGUAUCUUUAUCUCUUUUCAUUUCGUCCGGUUGUAUAAUUAUUGAUGCCCUUUUUCAUUCUUCUGUAUCAAGUGCUGUUGAAGUGUAUCGCUAACUAGUACAUUCUUCCAUCGCUAUGUAGUCUGUCGCAUAAUCAAGUCUACUGUCGCUUUCUUCAUCCUUCAUCCUUCAGCGUUCGGCGACGGCAUCUCAUACGUUCACCAAGAUCGUUCCACUAGCAGGGUCCACAGGAG
Messenger RNA from Gloeophyllum trabeum ATCC 11539, 1620 nucleotides. RefSeq lists its product as uncharacterized. Lineage: Eukaryota; Fungi; Basidiomycota; Agaricomycetes; Gloeophyllales; Gloeophyllaceae. The record is from RefSeq and is a predicted model, not a curated record. Bases 8 to 1342 code for a protein of 444 amino acids. The transcript has a single exon.